UUUUUGUUGUUAAUUUCAUCUUUCUUAGGUUUUUUGGGGUUAAAAAUGGAGUCUUUUUUGUAGUUUUAUGUAUGAUUAUUGAAGGGGUUUGAGUUAAAAACUUUCUUGUUUUUGUGUAGUAGGAUUUUCUUUCCUUUUUUUCUUUUAUUGGUUGAGAUUUCUGUGUAAAAAAUUUAGUCUUUUUUAAGUUAAUUUCAGCUUUUUGGGUUUAUGCUUCUGUCUGUUUUUGUAGAAUAAUUUCCUCUUUUAUGUUCUACUGCUCUUGUUUGUAUUAAAUCUUUUUAGUUCUUGUUGUAUUUGUUUCAUUUUGAUUUUUUCUGGUAAAUGUUUUUCUUCAUGUUAUGAAAUUUUGAGAAAAGAAAAUUAAAGAAAAAAAGGCUUAAUUAAGGUUCCCUUUGGAUGAACUUUUGGUUUAAUGGAUAGUGAUAGUAAAGUCACAUAAAAUAUGGAAAAGAAGAUGAAAAAGGAAGAAAAAGAUUUGCUUUUUUUCACAUAAAAGGUAUAGACUUUAAGAUGGAAAAAGAAAUCUUGGAGUAGAACGUAUAAAAGAUUUGCUUUUGAUUGCUAAGCUGUAAAAUUUGUAGAAGGACAAAUCGUGAUGGUGUCGGCGAAGAAAUAAAUUUCACAUUUAUCUCUUGAAAAGUUUCAGAAACUUGUAGUUUAUCAAAAGUUUUUCCGUGUGAUCAAGAAGUCACGGGUUAUAGAUGUGGAAAUAGCCUCUUGCAUUAACACAGGCCAGAUUUAAGUUGCUGGUGGAUUCGACUUAGGGAUCGUUCUUGAAUCUUGAGUAUUCCCUUUGAUACCAGAGAUGGUUGCUGAAUCUUGGUUUCGCAGUUUCUGGAAAAAUUCGAAAAAAAAUGAGGGUGGUGGUCAUCAAAAGGUGCUAAUUGGUGUUCUAGCAUUUGAAGUUGCAAGUUUAAUGUCUAAACUGGUUCACGUAUGGCAGUCUUUGAGUGAUAAACAAGUGGCAAGAUUGAGGGAUGAGAUAAUGAAAUCAGUUGGUAUCAAGAAGCUGAUUUCGGAUGAUGAUUCGUAUAUUGCAAGAUUGAUAUGUACGGAGUUGGUUGAGAACUUGGGACAUGUGGCAAUUGCUGUUUCUAGGCUUGCAAAGAAAUGUAACGAUCCGUACUUGAAGAGUUUUGAGCAAGCCUUCAAUGAUUUGCUGAAAGUUGGUGUUGAUCCGUAUGGGUGGCAACUUUCAUGGAAGAAGAUGGACAAAAAGAUUAAGAAAAUGGAACGGUUUAUUGUGAUUAAUGCGAAUUUGUAUCAAGAAAUGGAGAAUCUUUCCGAUCUUGAACAGACCUUGAGGAGAUUGAAGGGAAAUGAUGAUGCGGAUAGCAUUACUUUGGUUGAAUACGAAAAGAAGCUCGCGUGGAAGCAGCAGGAGGUGAAGCAUCUUAAGGAUGUCGCUAUUUGGAAUAGGACUUACGAUUAUACCGUCCGUCUUUUGGCGAGAUCUCUGUUUUCUAUAUUUAGUAGGAUAGGCCAUGUGUUUGGAGUUGAUCCCGUCAUGGAUGAGAGGGCUAAAGCAUCCAGAGAUCUAGAUUCUGAUCAAAUCUAUCGGAGCCACUCAGUUGCUUAUGCCCAGUCAUCCGUUCACCCAUCCGAAACUAGUCUGUCUAGAUUUUCCUCAGAACCAGUGGAAAACAUCCUUGCCAAAUCUGGACCAAUUUCAAGCACAAGGAACGUUCACAUGUCUUAUUCAGGUCCCCUGAAAAGUUCAACAUCAACAGAAAGCCCAAUUCCUGGAAGGCAUUCUUCUGCUGGCUUCUAUUCGGGUCCUUUGGGGAGGUCGACAACAAAAUCUGGGCCGCUCCCUCUAUUUAAUAAAUCCAGCAUGAAGUGGUGGAAAUCCCGUGAUCGUUCAGGAAACUUAAAUGGAAAACGUUCAAAUUCGAAACAUGCUCGACCGACCACUGUUGGACCACUAAAAGGCUGCAUGAUGGUUGGGAAUGGUUCUCCUUUAAGUAAUUGCCAUCUAGAUCCACAUGGAUUUCAUUCUGGUUUUCUCAAUGCAACGAAAGGAGCUGGCGUAGAUGGACUUGCUGAUAGCUAUUCAACUUGCUCCUAUCUAACAAGUUAUAAUGCGAAAAAAAGGCUGCUAAACGCUCCUCCAGAAACUCUUGGGGCUGCUGCCUUAGCACUGCAUUAUGCAAAUGUCAUUAUCGUGAUUGAGAAACUAGUGGCAUCUCCUCACUUGAUCGGACAUGAUGCAAGAGAAGACCUGUACAGCAUGCUACCUGCUAGUUUAAGAGCAUCCCUCAGGGCGAAACUAAAGCCAUUUGCUAAGAGCUUGACAUCAUCCGUUUAUGACACAGUUCUUGCUGGAGAAUGGAAUGACGCAAUGCUGGGGAUACUGGAAUGGCUUGCUCCUCUUGCUCAUAACAUGAUAAGAUGGCAGUCUGAGCGGAGUUUUGAGCAUCAGAACUUCGUUUCCAGAACAAAUGUGCUGCUUGUACAAACCCUUUAUUAUGCAAAUCAAGAAAAGACAGAAUCAGCAAUCACAGAGCUGCUCGUCGGUCUGAACUACAUAUGGAGGUAUGGCAGGGAAGUGAAUGCAAAAGCGAUAGAGGAAUGUGCAAGUGCUAGAAUGAUGUUUAAUGAUGAUUACUUGGAUGACUGACAGACAUUUUGAUCUUUGGCCAGUGAUUUUGGGUUUGUUGAAUGUGAUUUGGAGUUUGGGAUCUUGUUCCACAGCAAAAUGCCUCAGUUCUGAAGCAUCCACGAGUCUUCUCCACCAAGUUUCUCAACCGUUGCCGAUUCAAACUACUCGGAUCCCAGGAGAUUCUUUAUUCGUUAAAAGGGUGACGAAUACUGCAGGGAAUGUAACACGUAAAGCUUCAGCUACUAAACAUUCUUUUAGGUCAGUAAGUGAUGACCAUUUUCCUAUUUUGCCAGCAGAACUUGGGGUCUCGUUUCACGAAUCAGAGUCCACGCUAUAAAUUCUAUAUCUUGUUUAGUUGAUAAAUGUAUAGAAUUGUCUUGAGCUUGUUUUUCUAGCGUUGUAAAUUUACAUGACAAAGGUUUUCCUUUAGCAUAUAAGAUAUUGAAAGGUUUGGUGCA
This is a messenger RNA of Capsicum annuum, 3063 nucleotides long. RefSeq lists its product as uncharacterized. Gene Ontology annotation, biological process: positive regulation of growth. NCBI's taxonomy places the organism in Eukaryota, Viridiplantae, Streptophyta, Magnoliopsida, Solanales, Solanaceae. The transcript has 2 exons. The coding region runs from base 809 to 2623 and encodes 604 amino acids. The record is from RefSeq and is a predicted model, not a curated record.